UCUAUGGGGCCAGAUGGGAUCCACCUAAGAGUGUUGAGAGAACUGGUGGAGGAGCUUGCCAAACCACUCUCCAUCAUCUACCAGCAGUCCUGGUUAACAGGGGAGGUCUCAGAUGGCUGGAGGAUUGACAGUGUAACCACCAUCUACAAGAAGGACCAGAAGGAGCAUCUGGAUAACUACAAGCCUGUCAGUCUGACCUUGGUACAGGGGAAGAUCAUGGAGUGGUUCAUCUUGAGUGCGUUCACAUGGCAUGUGCAGGACAUCCAGUGAAUCAGGCCCAACCAGCAUGGGUUCCUCAAAGGUAGGUCCUGCUUGGCCAACCUGAGCUUCUUUUAUGAUGAGGUGACCCAUCUAGUAGAUGAGGGAAAGGCUGUACUUUACCUGGACUUCAGUAAAGACUUUGACACCGUCUCCCAUAGCAUUCUGCUAGAGAAGCUGGCGACUCAUAGCUUAGACAAGUGUACUCUUUGCUGGGUUAAAAACUGGAGCCAAGCCCAGAAAGUGGAGAUGAAUGGAGUUAAAUCUAGUUGGCGGCCGGUCACAAAUGGUGUCCCCCAGGGCUCUGUUAUGGGGCCAUUCUUGUUUAAUAUCUUUAUUGAUGAUCUGGAUGAAGGGAACGAGUGCACCCUCAGUAAAUUUGCA
Apaloderma vittatum (bar-tailed trogon) is the source of this 642-nucleotide messenger RNA. RefSeq names its product RNA-directed DNA polymerase from mobile element jockey-like. NCBI's taxonomy places the organism in Eukaryota, Metazoa, Chordata, Aves, Trogoniformes, Trogonidae. The record is from RefSeq and is a predicted model, not a curated record.